This is a messenger RNA of Porites lobata, 6214 nucleotides long. Lineage: Eukaryota; Metazoa; Cnidaria; Anthozoa; Scleractinia; Poritidae. The record is from the annotation of a GenBank genome assembly.
AUGGCUGGUAGCAAGGCAAGAGCGAUCUUUCGUCAGGUAAACAUAUGGUCAUUUUAAAAAGAUUGGGUGAGAUAACAAGACGUGCCAUGGCUUUUAAAUGACUUAUUCUUCGCUGGUUAAUCAAUAUAAUCUCGAUUGCUGACUAGCGAGGAUCGUGUGAAAUGUCACGCUCUUUCGAAGAGUCGACAAUUUAGCAAGUUUACGUGUUUUUCUGAUAUAAGUUUAGGCUUAAUAAUUAUUUCUUCAUUUAACUUUGAAUCUGAUUCUUUUGUGACAUAUGAACAAGUAAACAGAUAAAACCAAACCUGGGGGUGUGUACGUGGGAUGUUCUUUGUUUUGAAAAAAUUUUGUGGUUUUCAACCAACCAAAUCGAACACAAAGGGCCCUGUGGGCAAAUCUAAGCGUAUAUAAUUCAAGAAGAUAAGUUUUUUUUAUGGGACUUUGAGCGGAAGCUGAUCAGAAUACAGAACUCAUAUUGUUCUUAUAGAUACCUUUGGACGUCAAAAAUCUGAAGGCUGUCUCUUUAACAGUACUCACUACCAUCAACCACCCCUCCCCCACCUAAACACAAAUCAGCCCAGCCCCAUGGACUCAAGACAUUGUAUGAAAAUCUUACAUGCUGUACAAAUUGCCAUGAUUCGCUUUGUGGGUGAGAUGGGCGGAACUCCAUAGGACAGCAUGGAAAAGCUCAAAAUUCAAUUUUAUCCAGGAGAUUUAUGCCAUAUUUGGGAGCCUCCUGGAUGGGACAGGUGGCCUUUAUGUUUCUGUCACUUACCCACUUUUAAUACAGUUAAAAUUAUAUAUAUGUUGUGGUUCAAUAAAUUUUAUUUUAUCUGUGGCUUAAAAUUCUAUUUCCUUUUGUACAUAGUAACCCAAAAACAAAGGAAAAUAAAAUUUAAACCAGGGAUAAAAUUGGACGACAACAGAGAGAUUUACCCAAGGCUAAAAGUGAACCUCCCAUAAAUAAAAGAAAAGAAAUCCAGUUGGAGUAGAGCCUGCCAUCACUUGAAAACUAGUAACUUGUCAGUGGAUGACUCAAAAAAAAAACCUGACCUCGAUGGGUCUAUACCUGAGCCUGCGAUAUGGUCUUGUGAUACUUGUCAGUGGAAACCUUGUUUUGACAGCUGUCAAUUGGCCACAACAUGGAUGUGCAAUAUCAGGUUGCAGGCUACCACACUAUAUAGCUAGGAAGCCUGAGAUUUCACAUUGGUUUCCCUGUAGUGCAGGCAGGAUGGUUGGAUGGACAGUCAUGUGACCACCAAAAUUUCUUGGAUGGAUGGAUAACAAAAUUUUGUUAGCUGGGGGACUCUUCUUGCACGCACUUUGUGCACACAUGGAGCUCCGCUAUUAUUAUUAUUUCUACUUGACAGUUUAAUUCAUAGAGAUAUAAGGCAGACAAGUGUUUAUUUGGCAAUGUUCUUUUUUUAGCUAUUUGACUUAGAGUCCUACACCUACACAUAUUUACUGGGAUGCCCCAAGACAAGAGCUGCUGUUAUUAUUGACCCAGUUGAUACUCAGGUUGGUACAUUAUACAUUCAUGAUCAUCCCCCUUAGAAAUGUCCUAAUUCUGAUGAAAAUAAACGACGGGCAUAUUUUCUUUGAGGGCUCAGUAAAAGGUUAUUGUGAAUUUAAAUCUUAACAGCCAUUAAUGAACCAGAAUUAGCAGAAACCCUGAACCUUUUUUGUGGAAAAAAGGUUAGAGCAGGGUUUAACUACAACUCUGAGUAUGGUGAAUUUCUUUAUUUCUAUAUGCUGUGUGGCACAAAAUUUUUGCAGGUUCAUAUUUUUAUGAGGACAAUGGUUUGAACAGAGUUGACCACAACUUGAGUAUAGUUUAUCGACCUUUGUUUCCAUGUAUUUUUUUCAGAAAAGAAAAAGGAUUGAGACUCUGCUAUUUGCAAGGAAAGAGACCAUUUAGCCAAGCAGCAAUUCAUUGAUAGAAUAUUUCUUUUGCAUGAUUCCUCCAAACUACCAAAAAAUGUUAAAAAUGUAAUACAUGAUUUAUGACUGUUUGGUGAUUUCUUGGUUUUGACAGGCUGAGAGGGAUGUACGCAUACUCAAAGAGUUGGACCUCAAACUGAUAUAUGCAAGUAUGUAGUUAUCAGUAGGAUCUGAAUCUGAAUUUAAGGCCAAGUGUUUCCUGGAUGUACUGUUUAUUUUUAAUUGAUUGAUUGUCAACUUAAUUUAAUAUUAGUGAAAAUAACUUCAAUUUGUGUCUUACAAUUUCAGUGACGUGGUACCAGUAAACAGCAUAAAACUGAUCAACAGAAAUUUGUUUGUUCCCCACAGUGAACACACAUGUUCAUGCUGAUCAUGUAACUGGUACAGGAAUUCUUAAGAGUCUCACAGGCUGCAAAAGUGUUAUCUCUAAGCUGAGUGGUGCUAAAGCUGAUGUGUUUGUACAUGAAGGAGAUACAGUUGACUUUGGAGAUCAGGUUUGCUAAAAAGACAUUGAUAAAAGUGCUAUUUAUAAGCAGUGCUGUCAACUCUCCCGGAUAAUCCAGUUUACAUCAUGAUGUCACCUGAUUAUUUAUAAAUAUUUUGUCCAAUUCAAGAAUUUUGUGCAAUUGAAUUCUAUCAACAACUUCUUUCUCACCUUUCUCUUCUUGACUUCACCAACAUAACCAUAGUUAAAAAAAUUAAUACAGGUGGUGUAUUUUAGUAAAUUGUAAAAACUUCUUUUAUAGGCUCUUGAUGUACGUUCAACUCCAGGACAUACAGAUGGCAAGUUUUACAAAUAAAGUUUUUUUUUAAAUCAUGCAGUGUUGAUACCCUGAGGUUCAGUGUGCAUAUUGCAGUUGUACCAUUUCUGUUAAAACAUAAGUUUGAGUAAUUAAGACAAACCUGAUUUUAAAAACAAGGGGUGGCGAAUGGUACCUCAAAAAACAUGGGUCUCGGAAAAUUUUGGCAGGAUCUCGAAAUCUCAGAAGCGUUUUUGACAAGUCUCGAAGUCUCGUUUUUGCAUGGUUUGUUUUUACUUUUUUUGAGUCUCGAAACUUUUUACCAAAGAGUCUCAGGCUCGGAUUUCUAACUAGGAUCUCAGCGUCUCAGCGAGUCUCGGAUUUUACCAUUCACCACCCUUAAAACACCUUCUCUUAACCUCAAAGUGUAAGUUGAUCUUCUGUACGAUGUACAAUGUAACAUGUUUGCUCAGUUGUUGGUUCUCACACACAUUGUGGUGGGUUUUAGGAUGUCUAACGUACGUGGAUCAUAUCAACAGAGCAGCUUUCACUGGAGAUGCUCUUCUAAUAAGAGCAUGUGGGCGAACAGACUUUCAACAGGGUGAGAGAAAAACUGUUUUGUCUAGUUGCAGUAAAAUAUACUAAUCCGCAGUUGAGUAGGGAACAAUUGUUUUGAAUCUCUUUGGGUGAGGCAAUUACUUCAUAAACUUACAUGAAUUUGCCAAGGCAUUUUUUUUUCACUCUCCCACAACAUGCACAGACCAAAGAAGUGAACCUCUUUACACCAUGCAAUACCCAUGAAAGUUUGGCUGAAAUUCCCCUGUGGGCGGGAGGGGUACUCCCCUACAAAAGUCAAGAGGGUGCUCGUCAGAAAAUUUCGAGAACACCCCUAAAAGGUACCAGAAUCUUGUCUCAUGGGCGUGUCCCAAGUUCAUUUCCACCCCUAUAAAGAGGAACCAAUUCAACAACAAAAAAUUAUAAAACUCACACUGCAAAAUUUUAAUAGUAGUAAGGAUAACUUUCAAACUUUUUGAAAGUAUUGUCAUAAAUCUUUAUCUGGCAGCAGUCAUUUCAGGUAUUAGCACCAUAGGCGGUACCAGUCCACAAAUUUAAACCCCUAAAAGGUACGACGAGCACACCCAUCAGUUUACUAGGGGAGUACCCCCCUGGGGAUAUCCCAUGGGAGAGGUUGGCUGGACUUACAUACAAAAGGUAAAUUUUACCAGUAUCUCAAAACUAUUAAAUGUUUCUAUUGAACAGACAAAGUGGUCAGCUGCGAGAGUGGUUUAAUUCACUGCAUUGGUGAACUGUGUAGUCAUCAAUGCAACUCGUUAGUAACAAGAUUUCUGAUUAGAGGAUUAAACUGUACUGUAUCAGUCACACUUUUUGAUUAGUAAACUGAGUCAAAAGACAAACUGUAGUCAUCAAUGCAUGCAACUCCAUAGAAACGAGAUUACUUAUUAAUGGAUUAAACUGUACUGUACUGUACUGACUUACCAGUCACACUUGUUGACUAGCAAGCCAUGUUAAAGGACAAUUCCUGCCACUUGUGGCUUCAUCUGCUAUAAUAUGAAGGAUAAUGGGGGGAAAAAGUGCCCUUGACUAUCUUUUUUUCUCGUUGAGUAGCCCACAAUUUUAUCUGACUGUUUAAAAAUUAAUCAAAAGGAAGCUGUAACUACUUUUACACUGAUACAUGUAAUAUGCAUUUGUGGUUGUUUGAGUUUUGUCUCUAUUUUCACAAAUAGCCAACCAUUAGUAAAAAAUGUGAUUUUUGCUUAAAAGAUUAAGACUGAAUGAGUUAAGUUUUUUAACAAUUGUCUUAAAUCGACCCAUUUUUGACUAAUUAGCUGGUUAGCCACCACCUUCUCAGAAGUGGCUCACAUACCCUUUCUCUUCUUACUGUCCAGUCUCUUUGCUAAAGUGUCGUUGUUUUGCUUUUUCUAGGAAGCCCUGUAAAGCUAUAUGAUUCAGUAACAAGCAAAAUCUUAUCACUUCCUGAGGACUACUUGCUGUAUCCAGCCCAUGACUACCAUGGUUAGUACAAUGAAAAAUCUUCAUUCUUUCUUCAUUCAAUGUUCAGUGAAAUUAUAACUUAGAGUGAUCACUUAGAAUGAUAACAGAAUUUAUUUUCGGGUGUAGUUUUGCCUUUAGUUUAACUCAAAUGAAUUCGAACAUUGCAUGUGCAUGAAUCUGCUAAACAUUCCUCAGUCAAGGUACCAAGGAUAGAUCGUCCCACUUUUUGCCUGUUUGAGUUGUUGUUUUGGCCACGCCACUGAGAACCACAACUCAAACAGGCAGGUUAACUGUUAUUUAGUUUGCUUAAAAUCUUCUAUCCAUGUGUCAGGUAUGACUGUGAGCACUGUUGCUGAGGAGUUGAGACACAAUCCACGUUUAACCAAAUCAAAAGAAGAAUUUGUUGAAAUCAUGAAAAGUCUUGGAUUAACAAAACCAAAAAAAAUGGGUAAGACACUUUGUGGCUGAACUAUAGUUUACCGGAUAUUAGACCUUUGUCUGUCAAUUUUUUGACAUGUGACAGUCAAUUCAAGAAACGUGAACUCGUACACAAGACGUAGGCCGGUUUCGUUUUGCUAAAGCUUACUGUUGUUUUUUUAUGGACUUUUAGUACAAUUAAUUCUUAUUAGUGAUUAACAUUACUGCAACAGCCGGACUGAAUGCGUCAGUUGGCAUAGCAAUUGUAUGAAUUGUAUCAAAAAAAGAGUGCUCAGAUAACUUCGAGUUUGGUUACCUUCUGGUCAAUGCAGUAGUAGCUGAAACGUGAACUCGGUAUCUCAAAAUGGUGUUGGCGCAAACCCAAGAUUAACAUUACUUUUUUUAUCUGUUAGUUAAAAGAAACCAUGUCUCUAGAGAAACAACUCAAUAAAAUGUUUCAUUUAGUAAGCUCCAUUUGCGAAUUUCUAGACAAGGAAAUUUUGGUUAAAAUUGGUUUAACCCUGGGUUAAAGUUAACCCUUCUACUCUUAAGAGUGGCCAGCGUAAAAAAAACAGUUUGUUUAGGAGUGAAAGGGCGUUUUGACUGUGGUGCAUUGUAUUCACAGAUGAAGCUGUUCCGUUAAAUAUCAUGUGUGGCCCAUCUCAGCUUGGCGAGUCACAGCAGAGGAUGGAUCAGUGAGCUGAGGAGAUGGUACAUGGUGAUGAAGUCAUUUCCCGGAAUAAGAGCAGAAUGCUAACAAUCGAAAACACCAAGAUGUUAUAAAUGGACUUUGUAAUAAAAGGUCCAUAAAAAAUAUAAUGUGCAAAGACAACAAAAAUAGAUGUAUUCUUAGAUAGUAAGGAUCCACAUUAAAUGCAGCUGGGAAAGCGCGAGAUGUCUGUUUGUCGACGUGGAUUUUCCCAAUUAUUGCUUGUUUAAGCAGCAAAUAAACUCACUCCAGAGGUUGAAUUUAAAGGCUUAUUUUGUGGAAAUGAUUGUACCAUCGCGCAAGCUUUUUUUUAUUUUAUAUAGUCUAAUAUGCAAGUAAAUGCACAUUUUUACAUGGAAGAAAAUUCCUGUAAUUUGAAGGAAUUACCGAUGCU